Caenorhabditis sp. 36 PRJEB53466 is the source of this 1738-nucleotide messenger RNA. NCBI's taxonomy places the organism in Eukaryota, Metazoa, Nematoda, Chromadorea, Rhabditida, Rhabditidae. The record is from the annotation of a GenBank genome assembly.
AUGUACUUCUGGAGGCCGUACGGAGGAAAACGAGAGAAAUCUUGUGCGGAUCAAGGAGUGAGAAUCGAAGGAACCGGACAAUGGCAGGGUAAGGUCUACUUUUGACUUUGACUGUAAACUUUAUAGAAUUCAAUUUUUUCAGGGUAUGCGGCGCACAUUUCCUCGGUGAAACUCUCUUCGUUCGGAGGACACGUGGAGGCAGGAGAUGAGAUCGGAGAGGCACUCAAUCGGUACUGCUUCAACGAUCGGGGACAGCAGGAUGUGGAACCGCAUGUCGAAGUGAAAUUGUACAAGGAAGGACGGCUCAUCGACCCGACACAUCAUCUGCAGAAUUGUAAGAGAGCCGGAGAAAGUAAAGAGAGAUGAGAGAUUGAUUUGUUUUGAGGUAUGUGCACUGGCCAGAUCUGUGAAUCCAACACCCGAAACGUUCUGCUGGGCGAUCCUUUCAAAACUGACAAGUGAGUUUUCCAAUCUUGAGCUACAAUGCAUUUAAAGACGGUUCAGACGUUUCAACGGAGUGCGUGGAUGGGACAUCGAGUGCCAGAUGAUCAACGACGACGACGAGGACCCGCGCGCGCCGAUGGUCUACUCGCCGAUCGCCGGAGAGACGGUCGGCCGGAUCCGUCUGUUCACAGAUGCGAACGGCGCGUACACCGGAUGCGACAACGACGGAAUCUUCAUUGUCGGCAUCGACGAUUGGAUGGGCUACGAGGCCCGGCUCUACAAUGUGAAGGCUCGCGCCGACAUCGGAUUCGGACGGAAGCGCAUUGUGCAGGGAGAGCCGAUUGCGACGAGAUUGGACUGCGAGAACAGUCCGGACAGUGUGUUCCUCGAGGUACGUGCAAAGGAAACUUGGCCUACACUUAGAAAGACUGCAGUUUUUAAGUCAAACUACUGAUGAUCGCAUACUGAUGAUAAACUUCCAUCGAACCUGAAUUAUUUUGAAGAACAGUGUAGAAUUGAAAUUUUUAUCAAAAAUCAGCGAUGUCCAUGUUUGAUUACACAUUUCUCAAAAAUGUUCUGCUUCAAACAUAUCUUAAUUCACGGUCUCCAGAGCUGACAAUGCCCGCCCAAUAGAGCGAUACAUUGGCGCGAAAUUCAAAUUUUAACAGCAAACUUUGUGUUUUUUGCCAGAUUAGCCACGAAAAACCGAUAAUUUCUCAUUUGUCUCUCGAUAGACCGAUUGUAUAGGCUAUUACGAAUUUUUUAAGCGCAAGAGCGUUAAAUUUGGUCAAGUCGCAAAUCAAAUUUAUCCGUUUGAAGGUUUUUGGCUAAAACUGCGUGAAUUUCAGUUGCAUUUCGGUAGUUUUCGCGGUUCGAGCGCUCAAAAUGCUUGUAUUUACGUGAUUUAUCAUUCUCAAACCCAAUUCUGUCUGAAAACGGUCGAAAAAGCGCAAAAUGAGAAGUGCGGUUUCGGCGGCGAAGGCGAAAAAGCAAAGUCCGCGAAAAAUGCGCAAAAACGUCACGAAUUCUGAGAAUUAGUGUGUUUUCAUGUCGAACAAUCAUUUUUCAUCGCCUUUGACCACAAAAAUCAGAGAAAACCCCCUGCUCAAUUCAUGAAAACGCCAUUUGGCCGAGGCCACGCCCAUAUUGUCAUCUCUGGAGACUGUGUAAUUGUAAAAAAAAAAUGCAAAAAAAAGCCCAUUUAUUGCAGAUUCGCUACGAAGGAAGAGUGGUCAAUAUCACGGAUAUCAUCACUGCUGCCAACUGCAAAACGCCCAACUUCCCCGUUUUCUAA